AUGCAUGAAUUUGGCCCGCUGCUCAGGGCAAUUCGCAUUCAGCGUCAUACUAUUCGGUCCCCGAGUCCACAACGGGAGCUCACGUCUGAAAGUGACCUGCCCCUCGCAUUUGGGGAAGACCUUCACGCUCUGAUUCGGCGGUCCCUGCGGUGUACCUUUGAACAUCUUGAUAACCGUGCUGAGCAACGUGCCGAGCCCCAAGUUGAUCCCCAGGCUGAGCCUCAGGCUCCAAGCCAACCGGAAGAUCUUCUUUUCAAUCAAGUUCUCGAUCGAGUCCUUGACGUGCUUUCCGAUGGCACCAAUAUCUUGAUCGGGGUAGGCCCUGAUGCUCUUAUGCUGGCGAAAUUCAUCCCAGAUCUUUCGAUCUAUGAAGCUGGUGAAGCUAGCAAUAGAAAUGUCCUGAGUCUGAACCGCCUUCCAGGCGACCUGAAGCCCUCAUGGAAAUGGUCACCCAGCAUGAUGAAUAGUUCUUUUAUUGAUCCAGAAUUCUUCAAACCUCUAGCACAAGUGAACUGGUACAUGACGCAGCAUGGCACGCAGUUUGGCUUCAUUCUUACCGACCAAGAGCUGGUUCCAAUUCAGCGAGUCGAUGAUGAUGGGAACUUGAAGCUGGGUGCUCCGAUCCCCUGGACCCAGACUGGCACAUCCAAAGAGCCGCAGCUCACGGUUGCGCUUGGCUUAUGGUAUCUGGGAAUGCUGACUGCGGAUGACACUCUAUAUCGUGCUCGCCAGUGA
Messenger RNA from Penicillium roqueforti, 735 nucleotides. RefSeq lists its product as uncharacterized. The record is from RefSeq and is a predicted model, not a curated record. Bases 1 to 735 code for a protein of 244 amino acids. The transcript has a single exon. Lineage: Eukaryota; Fungi; Ascomycota; Eurotiomycetes; Eurotiales; Aspergillaceae.